Messenger RNA from Neoarius graeffei (lesser salmon catfish), 1441 nucleotides. RefSeq names its product glycine N-acyltransferase-like protein Keg1. The transcript has 5 exons. Lineage: Eukaryota; Metazoa; Chordata; Actinopteri; Siluriformes; Ariidae. Gene Ontology annotation, cellular component: mitochondrion. The record is from RefSeq and is a predicted model, not a curated record. The coding region runs from base 54 to 911 and encodes 285 amino acids. Gene Ontology annotation, molecular function: glycine N-acyltransferase activity.
AAAUGAAAAAAAAAAAGUGGGGAGCCGACUCUUCUGAUUCACUAUAAGAGCCGAUGCUUUUGCGCAUUUCACAUCACUACUACGAAGCCAUGAAGUUGUUGAAUAAGGAAGAGCUGAAGGAAGCAGAGGAAGCGCUCAGACAUUACUUUCCCCAGUCGCAACAGGUAUAUGGAUAUGUUUGUAUAAUUAAUAGAAUCGAAGCUGAUCCCAUAGAUGUGCUGGUGGACCACUGGCCAGAUUUCAAUGUGCUACUCAUCAGACCAAAACGGCAGCAGAAAGCAGACACUUAUAAAAUCGUAAGCGUUUUUACCAAGGAUGAAACAACUCUCAGGAACAUAAUGAUUGGGACAGAUGUUCUUGACUGGAAGCAGUUCUUUCGUCUAAGUAUUGACGUGCGCCAUGAGGAGAUGAUGAAGGCUGUAGCAGUGAUGAGAGGGGUGCCAGUGAGUAAAAUGUAUGUUUGCCGUGUGCUGAAACUGCAGGAUCCAUCUAACCUGACAGUGGAAAGGUUACCCCUACAAGUGUCGUCACUUGACGAGUCGCACAUUCCUCUGGUCAAUAGUACAUGGAAGCUUGGCAUAGGUGAAUUCAGUGAAGGGUUCAUCAGAGACAUGAUCAUGAAUUUCCCUUCGUGCUGUGUGCUGGACUUGGAGGGUCAGCCGGUGUCAUGGAUAUUGACCUAUUCUUCCGGCGCAGUUGGAAUGCUGUACACGCUGCCGGAGCACAGACGGAAAGGCUACGCCAAAACCCUGGUCACCAUAUUGGCAAAGAAACUACAUUCAACGGGCUGCCCAGUGUACUGCUUAAUUGAGGAGGAGAACCAACCAUCCUACGGGCUCUUUACCAGUUUAGGCUUCACUGAGGAUCCGUCUUACAAGAUUACUGGUUUUAAAUUUAAUCAAAUAUGUUAAGGCUUCAUGAUGGCUUUGUUACAAGGGACAUUCCUGUUAUCAUUGCAUGAUUGUAUAUAGCCUGAUCUCAUGAAAUUUGUACAAAUUCAAAUAAAUGAGGUGAAUGUAUUUGGACUUAAUUGAAUUUCAUACCCUAAACGAACACGAACCCCACCCAUCCCGAACCUUAAAGUGGCAUAUUUCAUGCAAUUUGAAUGUCGGGUUUUAUGAAUUUGCAAGAGACCAUGUUGAUUUGAAUAGUUGUUAAAAUCUGUUUAGUGAAUAACAGCUCAAAUUACAUGAAAAGCAAUAUGCUGAAGAAAUUCGCACUAUGUUCAAUUAGAAAUGUACAUUAUAUUCUUGUAUUAGAACUCUAUCAAAAUCCUAUUAUAAAUACUAGAAAAACACGUCUAUAGUGUGUAUCAAAAUUAAAAAUAUAAAAACCUGCUUGAGUUGCAGUUACCUGAUCAAACAAUGUCUGGAGAUCACCAAUUUAAGUUACAGUAUAAUUUUAUAUCAACAAUAAAAUGCAUCAGAUGCAAUUUAAUUUA